UUAGCGCCAGCCAGAACCUCCUGUCUGGACAGAGUCCCCAGAGACAGAUAGACCAACAGGUUCUUUUAAGUUCUACAGCACAGUGGGAAGUCACCUACAGAACUUCCGUCUCUCGAAUCCGCUUGCUCAGGAACAGCUAGUCCACCAAGAUGGGGAAGAAAGACGACGUGAUUUUCGUGGGGGAUCAUCAUUACAGCAGCAAGGAUCCUUCUUGGUAUUACAUGUCCAGGAGAGUGGCGUGGAUGAGAGACAAGGAGAAGGCUCUCCUUGUGCUUGUCGUUUUCUUCAUAGCCCUGAUAGCUUUCAUGUUCGUUUGCCCCGAGACGAUUCUGAAUUUGCAGAGUUCCUUGGGCAAUUCAGAGAGAGAUCCCCCAGAUUAUUUGAAGGCUAAAAUCGAUAUUGUUCCACCCUCCAAGGUUGAGACUGACAAUGAAUUAGCGAAUUACGACUCAAUUGAAGAGGCAAUUCCAGUGAGCGUCAGCACACCAAGUGAGGUCGAGGAUUUCCUGGACUACGCGGAUGAAGUCGAGGGGUUACGGAGCCACGUGGGAGAUAAGGUGCCCCACCCAGAUUCCGUGGCCUUCAUUUUGCCUCUGAGGGAUCACGUGGGCAAUCUUGGAGUCCGUUUUGGUAAACAGUUGAAGAAUAUCUUAGAAAGUUCAAGACCAGCUACUGAAGAUGGUACUCCUGGUAGUGAAUUAAUGGGCAGGAGCAGCGAACAGCGGAAUUUCUCGACCAUUCUAGGGAAGAAUAGUACUUUGCAACCAUCUCACGUCCUCCUCAGGGAUUCCAAAGGGGAUUUCGAAGUAGCAAGGCAGCUAACUCAGCAUUUCUACGAAGACCAUGGGACAACAAGAUUCUUUGGGCUGCUAACAGAUGAGGAAGCAAUGGCAGCAGCAAUUUGGGCAAGAGUUAGAGCUCCUGGAGCCCGUUUUGUAACACCAACAGCGAUCUCGACCUACCUCGAUAACGCCCCCAAUGUGCUCAGAGUCCAGCCCUCUGCCAAAGUCUUGGCGACUGCCGUAGCAGACCUAAUGUUCACUUUAAAUGCAGCCCGGCCACUGAUGGUAGUCAGGGCGUCUCUGCACACCGAUGCCUUCGUUGCCCUGCUUCGAUCUUUAGGGAUAAAACCUAGUCAGGUAAUACACUACUAUGAGACGACAAAGUUUGAGGAUCUAGCUGAGAAGAUCAGGCUGAAGGUGACCGAAACCCUUCAGCCAGUGUUGUUGCUUGGCGACUCUGAAUCUUGGGAAAUCAUUCAUAUUGCUGACACCUACUACUCCUGCCUGUGGAUCUGCCCUUUCCCUACCCAGUUGCACGAUCACAUUCAGACUUCAAGGUCUGAACUGAUCUAUUUCAUGUACAGAGCUUAUGACGACAAGCCCGAACAUACCAUGAAGGAAAAUCCUCUUCUGGACCCCAACGAGUCAUUGGUUAAAGCGUCACUCUCGUUACUGAAUGGAAAACGACGCUCUUGGCGAGGUUCCUAUGUUGUCGUAGCUUCGGUGUCUCCUGAAUCUGUUAAUCCUCAUAUGAAGGUGCUCGGUGGGACAGACUUGAUCCCCGUGAUGCAGUACGACGUAAACAGGAGCGGCAUAACUCGACGCGUCUACCAGGAGCUCCAGCUGACGAGGCAGCUCUUGCUGCCCCUUACGGCAGGAGCCAAGUGUAAUGUGAUUAUAAGGUAUAUCAACGAGCUUUCUGGAACGCUCAAGAGAACAGAAAUCCCCAUUGAUCUAUUGCAGUCUACGCUAUUAACUCCUGCUGGUCGCGGUGCUCAGUUACACCUUGAUUGUCCUAGACAUCACGUCGACUUUGUGUGUUCGUCCCCAAGAGAGUUUUGGGCUCCGGUUAAGUGUCGCGGUAUGAUACAGGGUAUUCAUCACUACCAGGCUUACUGUGGGAGUAAUGUCGGCGUCACUUUUGCUGCAACCAAAGGCUGUAUGUUAAGUAAGGCCCUCCAAUGUUCAGAUACUCAUACUCUGGGUUGUAGGCUGUCGGCCCUGUGCUCCUCAAUCUCCCACUCCAGUGUGAUGUACAACUGUGAUGGAAUACCUCUUGUUAAGCUGUAAGUCAUUUAUGGGGCCUGUCCUGCCCAUUAUUAAAGGAACUAUUCCGGCUGUGAUGUAAUAAAGAAAAUAAAGUAACUGGUUUU
Molecule: messenger RNA, 2155 nt
Organism: Macrobrachium nipponense
Lineage: Eukaryota; Metazoa; Arthropoda; Malacostraca; Decapoda; Palaemonidae
Exons: 7
Coding region: 150-2072 (640 amino acids)
Source: RefSeq, a predicted model, not a curated record